Molecule: messenger RNA, 657 nt
Organism: Vanrija pseudolonga
Lineage: Eukaryota; Fungi; Basidiomycota; Tremellomycetes; Trichosporonales; Trichosporonaceae
Product: RutC family protein
Exons: 5
Coding region: 31-501 (156 amino acids)
Cellular component (GO): cytosol; mitochondrion
Molecular function (GO): deaminase activity
Source: RefSeq, a predicted model, not a curated record
CGGCCAACCACACCGCCGCACACUACAUAAAUGCUCCUGUCCGUCACCGCCCGUCCGCUCACGCUCACAUCCACCCUCGUCCGCCGCUCGCUGCACACCUCGCUCAAAAUGGCCACUCCUUACACCGUCGUCAGCACCGACAAGGCGCCUGCCGCCAUCGGCCCCUACGUCCAGGCCGUCAAGCACAACGGCAUCAUCUACGCCUCGGGCGCCAUCCCCCUCGACCCCGUGUCCAUGACCGUCGUCCCCGGCGGUGUCAAGGAGCAGACUGCCCAGGUCCUCAAGAACGUCACUGCCGUCCUCGCCGCCUCGGGCUCGUCGAAGAAGUCGGUCCUCAAGACGACCUGCUUCCUCAAGGACAUGAACGACUUUGCCGACUUCAACACGCUCUACGCCGAGUUCUUUGGCGAGACCAAGCCUGCGCGCUCGUGCGUCGAGGUCGCCCGUCUCCCCAAGGACGUGCUCGUCGAGGUCGAGUUUGUCGCCGUCGAGGAGAAGUAAGGCGCCAGCCGCAAACGAGCCAGAGCCAGCCGCAGGCUGGCGAGGGCAGAGUCGGGGUGCUGCGAGGCAGUACCAGAGUUAAAAGGCUGCCCUGGUGGGCGAUGCAUCGUCGUGAGGUAGCGGCGCUGGGUUAGCUGGCGUACGAGUGCAGAGAGG